Pocillopora verrucosa is the source of this 2523-nucleotide messenger RNA. Its product is annotated as serine/threonine-protein kinase PLK1. Gene Ontology annotation, molecular function: ATP binding; protein binding; protein serine/threonine kinase activity. The record is from RefSeq and is a predicted model, not a curated record. Gene Ontology annotation, biological process: mitotic spindle organization; protein phosphorylation. Gene Ontology annotation, cellular component: nucleus; centrosome; kinetochore. Lineage: Eukaryota; Metazoa; Cnidaria; Anthozoa; Scleractinia; Pocilloporidae.
UUAAAACAUCGCAAGAGAAGAAAGACAUUUUGAAAGGGAAAGCAAUGAAAAUAUUCGGUUUACAGCUGAUCAUGAGAUGACAAGGACUGUAAAGCCGGUUCAAUUCGGAAAUUUUUUCCUCAGUAGUCCGUAAACAAUAUUUAAGUGUGGUUAAACGGCUAUAAGCUAUGGAUUCAGGAAUCGAAACAAACGAUAGUAUGAAUGACAACGAUAAAGUGUUAAAGCAGCCUGCAGUUUAUAGAGGAGCUGUGGAUCGAUCAUCGGUGAAGAAAUCAAGAACAGCUAAAGACAUCCCAUUACCGGAAGUACCAAAAGUCAUUGACAACGGAAAUGGGAAACGCUACUUUCGCGGAAGAUUGCUCGGCAAGGGUGGAUUCGCUCGUGUUUAUGAAGUCACUGAUAUGUCAACAAACAAGGUGUAUGCCCUAAAAGCCGUGCCAAAGGCUAAACUUACAAGGUCCGCUGACAAAUAUAACAAAAUAGAAACGGAAAUUGAACUUCACAAGAGUCUCAGGCAGAGACACGUUGUUGGCUUUCAUGGACAUUUUGAAGGUGAUCAACAUGUGUACAUACUGCUGGAGCUUUGUAGCCGAAAGUCUUUGGUGCAGACACUCAAAAACCGUGGAAAAUUAACAGAACCUGAGGUGCGAUAUCUAAUGUAUCAAGCCGUGCAGGCAUGUUCAUAUUUGCACGCCCAACGGGUCAUACAUCGUGACAUCAAAGUCGGUAACUUCUUUCUCAAUGCUGACAUGGAACUGAGGCUGGGAGAUUUUGGCCUGGCAGUGAGACUGAAGGAAGGAGAGAAUAAAAUAAAAACAAUGUGCGGUACACCAAACUACAUCGCCCCUGAAGUUUUGUCCAAAGAGGGGCACAGCUACGAGGUGGACACUUGGGCUUUGGGUUGCGUUAUGUACACGUUGUUGAUUGGACAUCCCCCCUUUGAAACGAAGUCUCUCAAGGAAACCUACAGCCGAAUACGGAACAACGAAUACACGAUUCCGCCUCGUAUCUCCGACAGCGCCGCGAAGCUCAUUCGGAAAAUGCUUCAAGCGAACCCGGCUAACAGGCCCUCCCUUAACGACAUUCUGUCUGACGAAUUUUUCAAAAAGGGAUUUUUUCCCAACAGACUUCCCGCAUCAGUAGUAACAACUUCUCCAAGAUGGUCUGAAUACGAAAGAACAAGGGAGUCUAAUCAGAAUAUAUCAAAAGAUGCCAUCAAGAAAAUAACAUUGACUUUAUCGCGCCAAAUGAAACUUUCUACGGACGAGAAAGAAGAGUCGCUUGAAAAAGAUUUAACAGAAAUGGAAAGAAAAGGAGAAAAAUGCAGUGUAUCUUCUAGUAGUGAAAAAGACAGUGAGUUAAGUGGAAAUUAUGGAACUAGCUGUGCUCGAGACACUGGACAAGAAGGGCAGGGAAGGCCAACAUACUUUCCCCCCGAGGAUUUGAUGUCCAAACUUUCUAGCUGCCUGGAAUGUCUCGAAGAACGUCCGCAAAAGACUCUGGCUGGAAAAUCUUCAGGACCCUGUGCGAAAAAGGCCCCUCCUAACUUAUUAGAGAAUGUGCGAAAAUCAGGGGGGAUUCUACCUUCUGAUGCUCCUAAGUCCUUGCUGGUUACCAAGUGGGUAGAUUACAGUAACAAGUAUGGAUUCGGAGCCCAGAUGUCAGAUGGAGGUGUAACUGUUCGGUUCAACGACUGUAGUAAGAUAGCGAUCUCUCCCAAUAAAAGUUUUGUACACUAUUGUGACCAAGCAAACAAUAUACGUCAGUUCCGGUCCACCGCGGUGCCGACGAACUUACAGGCAAAGUUUAUGCUGCUCACUUUCUUUGCGAACUACAUGGAAAAACAUCUCUUAAAGGGAGGUGAUUCAAAGGCCCUCACAUCCACUGACCAACCGAGCUUUCCGUUUGUUGACAUCUGGUUUCGCACUGAUAUUACCAUGGUGAUGUAUCUUAGCAACGGAACUCUACAGGUGAAUUUUUUCAAUGAUCACACAAAAAUCGUUCUUAUUCCUGGACCUAGGGACGUGUUAGUGAUUUACAUCGACAGGCAGCGAGAGGGGACAACUUAUGUUAUGUCUGAUAUUAACAUGCAAGGAUGUGCUUCAGAAUUGAUAGAAAGACUUCGUUAUUGCAAAAGAGUGCUCAAAAAAGUCUGCGAUUUAGUAGAGGAGGAAAACAACCCUUGACACUCCUCUAAGAAACCUUAGGACGCUUUCGAUCAGUUGAAACAGUGUUGGAUAACAUUUAGAACCGAUGCAUCAUAGAUUCUUUAUAAUUAUUUGCUACGAAGAUAAUAGUUCAAAACCUUUAGAGAGAGUAUAAUUUAAAACAGUAAAUUUGUAUGUACACAACAUGGAUGGGAAACUGCAAGAGCGUCUGCAACAAAAUUGGCUAGUGCUUAAUUUAGGGUAACUCGAAAACGAGCUACCAUGCAUCAAAAGACUUUAGUAGCAAGAGCGAAACAUAAGUUUUAAUUUGCUGGUUAAAAAGAAGAAAUAAAAGAGGGAAGUGUUUAUUACUGCA